AUGUUUUUUUUUAUGUUUAUGCAACUGUUCAUGAUCACCAUUAUUAUUAGUUCGGGAUCGACUGUGGAUAAAAAAAAUGUUCUGUCUCCUCCAUUCGGACCUUUUGAUUUGGUCUUCAAACAGGUUUAUAAUUGCAAUCCUACCAAGAACAAUAAAAUCCAGCAUAACAUGUAUAUUAGUCACAGAAGCAAUUCAUCAUGGCUCCUUGGAAAUUCUACUCUUGAAGUACCUCUUGACGACACUUUUUUUUUGGAAAUGAAAAUGGCUCUCAAAGACGCAAAUGGAAUUUGGAAAGAAAAUGCAUUUACGCAUAAGACACCCAAGGCUUGCUCGUCGUUUAAAAAAUCAAUGGGAAACAUGUGGACUCCGUUCAUAUAUGGUGUAGGAUUUAAAAACACCGAUUGUCCAAUACUUCCGGGUAAAUAUGUAGCUCCAGGUUUUGAUUUGUCAAUAUUUACGAACACCAAUUUCCCAAAAAUAUUUAUUUAUGGAACAUACAAAUUGCAUAUGUUUUAUUCACGUAAAAAUGACAUUUUUGGCUGUUUAGUUUGCAUUAUGGAAUUUAAGCGUAUUUGAAUUGUAUUUCAUAUUUACUACGUUUUUUUACGGUUUAUUAAAUAUCUGAAUUUUAAUUUAGAAAAAAAUUCAAUUGUUUGUAUUUUUUUCAAGAAUUAUUUUA
Messenger RNA from Metopolophium dirhodum (rose-grain aphid), 679 nucleotides. RefSeq lists its product as uncharacterized. Bases 1 to 576 code for a protein of 191 amino acids. NCBI's taxonomy places the organism in Eukaryota, Metazoa, Arthropoda, Insecta, Hemiptera, Aphididae. The record is from RefSeq and is a predicted model, not a curated record. The transcript has 4 exons.